GGUUGUGCAGAGCUUCUGUUAUAGCUAUUUGCUCUGUGUGGAAAUCACCGCCACCGUGGAAGAAAACGGCAGCUCAUGGCACCAGGCCUACACAAACUCGGGCUCCAGCCCCCUUCCAGCACCACCUGAACACUUGUGCAAGGCCUGCGGAGGCCAGUUUGACACUGUAAGAACGCAUGUCUGCGGGGACUGCAAGAACAGCUUCUGCGGCCGCUGCUCGGUGCAGGCUGAUCUCCAUCCACGGAUGUGCUUCACCUGUCAGCGGCUUCACUGCACCUUCUUUGAGCGGGCAGACUUGAUGAGGCUGAAGGUGAAGGACCUGCGGGACUAUCUCCAUCUGCACCAAACCCCCACGCAGAUGUGCAGAGAGAAGGAGGAGCUGGUGGAGCUGGUGCUGGAUCAACAGUCCCCCAGAGGCAGCAGCGGUGGUGGCGCACAGUCCCGCUCACAGUCGUCACAGCCUCCUCUAGCUGAAUCUGAAGCCCUCACAGAGGAAGAGGAUGAAGACGAGGAGGAAGAGGAGGAUGAAGAGGAGGAGGAGGAAGAGGAAGAGGAGGAGGUAGAAGGAGGAGAUGGAACUGUAGAUGCAGAAGGAGAAGAAGAGGGUGAGGAAGAGGAUGAAGAUGAUGAGGAAGAGUCGACAGACAGUGAGGAGACGCUGGUGCACAGCAGAAGAGCCUCUCUGUCGGACCUGAGCAGCGUGGAGGACAUCGAAGGCCUCAGUGUGCGGCAGCUCAAGGAGAUCCUGGCGCGCAACUUUGUGAACUAUCAAGGCUGCUGUGAGAAAUGGGAACUAAUGGAGAAGGUCACCCACCUCUUUAAUGAUCAGAAAGACCUUCACAACUUGGUUUCAAAUACAAAUACAGAAGCAGCUGAUCCUGCGGAGCCCAGUGGACAGGAGGAGAACCUGUGUAAGAUCUGCAUGGACUCUCCCAUUGACUGUGUGUUGCUGGAGUGUGGACACAUGGUCACAUGCAGCAAGUGUGGAAAACGAAUGAACGAGUGUCCCAUCUGCCGACAGUACGUGGUUCGAGCCGUGCAUGUCUUCAGAUCGUGAAAUUUCUGUGCAAAGACACAGAUUGCCCCCUGCAGGUUGUUUUUUUUUUAUUAAGUUCCAUUUUGCCUCUUUGUUUAUCAGUUUACAUGAUUAAAUGCACUUUUGGUUUUUUAUUGUUGUAAUGGUGCGGCUUAGGAGUUGUUUACACUUUUGUUUUAGCUUUGUUUUUCAUAAUUUCCAUAAUAAUUUUCAUUUCAUUUCAUGGCUUGGUCAUAUAUAUGAGCAAACAAUGUUUAAAGUUGUAUUAAAGACAUAUGUUCAUCAGAAGUUUACACAAAAAUGAAACCUUCCUGAUUAUUUACUUACUGUUUUAAUCUUUUGGCCUGCAUCCUGUGUGACCUUCCCAACAUACAUUUCAUGAGUAAGGUUGUUGCUUUUUUACAUAUUUCAUAGCCUGUGCCGAAUUGAUACUCUUAAAAUGGUACCGUGCCUAAGCUUGCCUGAACAAUACUUAAAAUAAGAGACAUUAAAGGGGCCCUUUUAUGCGCCUUUUUACAAGAUUCAAAAUAACUCUCUGAUGUCCCUUUAGUAUGUAUGUGAGGUAUCAGCUCAAAAUACCCCACAAAUAAUUUUUUAUAACUCUUUGAAACUGCCCCUUUUAAUCUUUGAUUUAAAUUGUGCCGUUUCAGUGACUGUUGCUUUAAAUGCAAAUGAGAUUGUGCUACCAGCCUUAUUUUAAAAAAAGGGCGGAGCUACAAACGCUUAUGCUGUAGCAUAGUGGUGGAUUUAAAAACAGGAAGAAUGUUAUCUCUGUCAAAAACUGAAAAUAUAAUAUAAUGAAAAAAGUGGCUCAAAAAAAUGCAGUCUUUGGAGACUACAGUGCUCAUUUGGGCAUUUUAAAACUUGAAUGGCUGAUGGCUGCUUCUCACUCAGGGCUAUUUAUGCUAAUGAGGGAGAGAUCAUCACUAAUGGGCAGGGCUUUCCCCCUCCGAUGACAUGUACAAAGGGAGAAUGUCAAUCAAAGUGUUUCUGCAGGCAGUUUUUAUGAAGUGUGAUUAUAAAAACAUAAUUAAUUACUUUUUGCCAUUGGAGGCUGGCUAUAUUCACACACUUCUGCCACACAACUGUUAUGUUUAACAACAAUAUGUUACAACUUUGUAGUAUAAAUGAAUAUAAAUACAAUACGCAACAAAUUUACAUAAAACAAUCAGCCACAUAACACUACUACAAUCAUUUAAUACACAAUAACAGAAACAGUACUAAUGACGGCACACUAGUCUGUUUUCUACGAACCAUCUUCAAAUUCUAGCAAUUAUUUGUCCGAAAUAUACCCAUAUUUGCAUUCUCUAACAAAACCCAUGACAUCUCUCCUCACUAAUGCAAUGUUCUGACCUAUUGUGAGAUGUUUCAAACACAAAACCACAAACAACAGCCUGAUGCAGUGCUGACAUCUUGUGGACAAACUUAGCAAUGCAAAAACGAUUCAGAGCACGUGCGAGCUGCUCAUACAUCAAAUGCACGGUUAGAACAAAUGAGUUGUGCACAUGCAGUAAGCAGGAUUAAUAACAUAUUAAAGUUAUAUUACUUAUGCUUAAUGAUUUAAAAUGUAGCUUAUUGGUUUCUUCAGUCAAUAGCCCAGUCAUUUAAAUGACUUAAAGCACCAAAAUCUAAUCUGCGUUCUGAUAUAUUUAUAUUGGCACCAGAUUUCAGUAUCCAACCGUACUUGUGAAAUGUCAUAACUUAAACUGGACUGCAAAGCUCAACCAAUGUGCAUUUAUAGUUUCCGUGACUGUGAGAAAAUAAUCAGGAAUCUGUUUUAUUUUUGGGUGAGCAUUUCUUUAUGAGGCCCAAAUAGUAUAUCUAUGUAUGUUAACAACACAGUAUUUAACAGAGUGGAAUAAACUUGGAAAUUUCCAGGAUGUGAAAA
Danio aesculapii is the source of this 2924-nucleotide messenger RNA. RefSeq lists its product as uncharacterized. The transcript is spliced from 5 exons. The coding region runs from base 245 to 1057 and encodes 270 amino acids. Gene Ontology annotation, biological process: protein K48-linked ubiquitination; negative regulation of extrinsic apoptotic signaling pathway via death domain receptors; proteasome-mediated ubiquitin-dependent protein catabolic process. The record is from RefSeq and is a predicted model, not a curated record. NCBI's taxonomy places the organism in Eukaryota, Metazoa, Chordata, Actinopteri, Cypriniformes, Danionidae. Gene Ontology annotation, molecular function: ubiquitin protein ligase activity. Gene Ontology annotation, cellular component: plasma membrane; cytoplasm.